Messenger RNA from Cicer arietinum (chickpea), 821 nucleotides. The record is from RefSeq and is a predicted model, not a curated record. Lineage: Eukaryota; Viridiplantae; Streptophyta; Magnoliopsida; Fabales; Fabaceae.
GUCAAUUGCUGGAUUCUUCCUUCUGGUUAAAAAUAAAAUAGGCAAACAAGUCACUUUUGUUGGGAAAAUAUUUCAAUAUUGUUUAUUUUGCCAUAACCACCACCAACAACAACCUUAAUUCUUUUUCAUUUCAUCGUCUUUCUUCUAGAAAGAAUUAAAUAAAUAUGAUUCUUCUUUCCUUUCCUUACAUAUUGAGUUUUUGAUACCAUAUGAAUGUUCUUCUUAUUGGAUUAUUAUUCAUAAACACUUAAUUAAUAGAGGGUGAUCUAUAGGAUCCAAAUUACUCAAAUAUAUCACAAUUAACAUUUAAGAGAGAAAGUAUAAUGGAGAAUUCAAUAGGAUUUGAAUGUUUAGUUGUCUUUGUUGUGUCGGGAAGUAUGGUGAUUUUGGCUCAUCAAGUCCAUAAGCAUCUUUUCAAUAACUUUAUGAAGAAAUUUGAUUGCGAAAUUCGGGGUGUCUUGCAUCCACAUCAUCCAAAAAAAUUGAGUGGUUUGAGGAAACAUCAAACAAAAAAGGUGCGGUUUGCAGAACAUGUUUUCGAAUUUCCUAUGGAGAAGGGUGAUGUGGAAUGAAGUUUGAAAUGGCAAAGAGGGUCGAAAAUGAGAAGGAUAUAUAUGAUGUCUUCUAAUAGGGUAUAUAGCUCUAUAUAAAGGAAAUUUUGCAAUAUAAGGCAUUCACUAGGGGGAACAUGCACGAUUUUUUAUUGAUUCUUUUCAACUUGCCAUGGUGAUCAAUAUAUUUAUUCUCUUUUCAUUUUCAAUAUAUUUUGUAAUGAUUCUAUUUUGGUCAAGUGUUGUUGAUGGUUGUUCUUUAAUGUGUUA